CGCUCCGAACUCCGCUGACAACAUCACAGCCAGCGGGACGAAAACAAUCAGCAGCUGGAGAGCCACGGGAGAGUAGCAGCCAUUCUACUGAAAUUAUAACAACACACAAAGACGCUUCUUUAAUUUAUAUAUUUUUUUGCGUAGUAUGUGUGUGAGGGUCCCAGCCGUUCCGCGGACAGUAUCGGAGCGCACUGGUGGAAGAGCCACCUAGUUUCCAGAACCUGACUCUAACUUCGUAUCGUCUGACCUUCAUAGCGGUUUGCAGCCCACCCUCUCCGGGGUGUCUAGAGAUGUAGAGAUCAGCGUGAGGAGCACAGCCCCAUCUUUCCCAGCAGCACUUUCUCACCAAGAGCUUCCUCACUCUCUCGGGCUGGACUGCAGUGCGUCUGCGUCGGCUCGCCCUCCCCUCCCCCCUCGCCCCCCAGCCAUGGCCUCACGAAUAGGGCUGCGGCUGCAGCUGAUGCGAGACCAGCUGCAGCAGGAGGAGCAGCGGGAGCGGCAACUGCAGCAGAAUGCGGCGCUGCAGUACAUGCAACAGCAGCGUAUGUCUGCCCCAGCACCCAGCCCUGCCAUCAACGCUCCACAACACUGCCAGAGCAUGCAGGUGCCUGUGGAGGUCCUCAAGGUGCAGACUCACCUGGAGAACCCUACAGACUACCACAUUCGCCAGUCCCAGAGACAACAGGUGAAGGAGUACCUCUCCACCACCUACGCCACCAAGCAGACAGUACAUGCAGUAACAGGGGUGGUCCAACCAUCCCCUCCCCCCACUCUGGCCCCCUCGGGGGCCUCUUCCUCGGCCCCCCCUCCUCUCCACUCCCCCCGGCUCCGUACAGAGCAGCUCAUCACAGGAAACAGCGCCCCUAACAGCCCCAUGGCCAUGCUCAACAUCGGCUCCAGCCACGAGAACGAGGUACACGAGAUGGAUGAGGUCAUCGAUGACAUCAUCAGCAUGCAGUCGAGCUAUGAUGACAUCCAGCAGUACAUUGACCCUGUUCAGAUGUCCAACACAGUAAGUAUUACACCAUACAGUCAACCUGGGUGGGAUUGUCAAGGUUUGAACACUUCUGAACUGGGUUGAAAUGACUAUUC
Oncorhynchus masou masou (cherry salmon) is the source of this 1092-nucleotide messenger RNA. Its product is annotated as transcription factor EB-like. The record is from RefSeq and is a predicted model, not a curated record. The coding region runs from base 428 to 1081 and encodes 217 amino acids. Lineage: Eukaryota; Metazoa; Chordata; Actinopteri; Salmoniformes; Salmonidae. Gene Ontology annotation, molecular function: DNA-binding transcription factor activity, RNA polymerase II-specific; RNA polymerase II cis-regulatory region sequence-specific DNA binding. The transcript is spliced from 7 exons. Gene Ontology annotation, biological process: regulation of transcription by RNA polymerase II. Gene Ontology annotation, cellular component: nucleus.